Molecule: messenger RNA, 7785 nt
Organism: Clonostachys solani
Lineage: Eukaryota; Fungi; Ascomycota; Sordariomycetes; Hypocreales; Bionectriaceae
Source: the annotation of a GenBank genome assembly
AUGUCUGCUCUCCCGCGACGUUAUCGGUCGUCCACAUCGGCCUCCUACUCGACACCCACCAAAUCGAAAUCUCUCGAAGUCCUCACUGCUCUGCUCGAUGGCGUCGACCCGGCGGCGGGACCGCGAUGCGAAGACGGAUACCCCGAUGCCUCAAAGGUGAUUAAGGGGCUUCGGCAAAUCGCCCAGCAUGUUGGUGUGGCCAGCAACUCCAGCCAUCAAGACGAUUUUCGACACGCUCGAGGCUUCGAGCGAAUACUAGAUGUUUUACGUGCCUUCUCAGGCUUCUACGAUCCGAAGAAACGAAGCGAUGUGGAUAUGUUAUUAUUGUUCACACUUCUGGGGGAGUGCUUGACCGUGUUGUCUGCGGCUCUGCGGGACCAUGCUGGUAACAGACGUUUCUUCCGUUUCAAGGUUGAGGGUGGUGGUUGGGAGUCUCUGGAGCAGACUAUCGCAAGUAUUGGCCUUGGCGGAGCUGAGCCUGACCCAUGGAUUAGCUGCCAUGUUUUCGGGAAGCUCCUUGCAUUUGCUCUUGAUGACGAAGGUCCAGAUUUGCUCUGUACCUCCAUUGCCAAGACUCUCCACUCAUCCCAAGACGACUCGCUGGACGGUUCAACGGGGGAAGUAAAGGACAACUCGAAAUACACAGAUGCUGAUAUUGGUGGGGAUGAACAAUGGGACCUUGUUCUGGCCAAGUCGAUUGAAAAUAUCGGACCAAACGUACGGGAGAUCAUUGAUGCCAAGACUUUUGUCCGGCAUCCGGAGAUUCUCAGAGUUGUUGUGAGCUUCUGGUCCGCAAUCCCAAGGACGGUGGAAACACCACCGACGGCCGCGUCUCUGAUUGUCCUUGAAAUCAUUUACUGUCUAAUGUCGGACUCUGUCCGCAACUGCGCUGCCAUCCAUUCCACCCGUGUGCUCUCUCAGUUCCUACGAGCCGUCUUCCAACCCGACUCAAAUCUUGGCCAGCUUGAGCGCCAACGGGUCUUGGAUAUUUGCAAACAGCUCAUGUAUCUUGGUGUCAAUGAGCCAGCAGAUACACAGUUUCUGCUCUCAACACCUGGGGCUGAUGUUUCCGACUUUUGCCUGGAGAUGACUUCCAAAUACUCGGGACCGCCUUUUUUCCAAUUUGAUCUCUCACUCCACGGAUACUCGUCGUUGGAGUUGGCUACAAUGGGCCGGUCGUUUCCACCACAAUCUGCUGCCGGAUACACGUUUACAGCUUGGAUCCGAGUAGACAACUAUGAUCCCUCUUCCCAUACUACUAUUUUUGGUGUCUACGAUGCUACUCAGACUUGUUUUCUGUUGAUGUAUCUCGAGAAGGAUACCCACAAUUUUAUCCUACAGACUUCAGUGGUCUCUAGUAAGCCAAGUGUUAGAUUCAAGACGGUUUCGUUCCAGACAAAGCUGUGGUACCAUAUUGCCCUUGUCCACCGCCGCCCUAAGACCAUGGUCUCCAGCAAAGCAUCUCUUUAUGUCAACGGCGAGUUCGUUGAGCAGGCCCGUUGCAACUAUCCCUCGGUCCCUCCCCUUUCCAACGCUAAGAAUGAAAGCUUCGCGUCCUUCAAUUCUUCGCAAAACCAAACCAACCCGGUCCAGGCGUUCCUCGGCACCCCCAGGGCACUCUCUGCCAAAAUCGGCAAGGGCAAGGUAUACUCUAAAUUAUCGCUUGCUUCAGCGCACCUGCUCGAGGAUGUACUGAGUGAUGACUACUUGGCUGUUCAUUUUGGUCUUGGCCCUCGUUAUCAAGGCAACUUCCAAGAUAGUUUAGGUGGGUUCCAAACAUAUCAAGCGUCUGCCGCUCUGGGCCUCAGGAACGAAUUUAUGAACCCCGGGCAUAAUGAGUCUUCGGAUAUUUUGAGAGCUAUCCGUGAGAAAGCGAGCAGCAUUCUACCGGAGAAUAAAAUCCUCCUGAGCAUAACCCCCUCCGCGACCUUCCCAGAGAAUGUGCAUUAUCUCUACAAUGGCCUUUUAAGGGCUUUACCACGCCCGGCCUUGCGGAGCCUGCACCGUAUUUCAAGCCAGGAAGGUGGCCCAUUAGCCGUCAACUCUGCUGUUGCUUCUAUUUCUGAUGCCUUAUUCCGGACUCACGGCAUUGCGUCUUUCCGGGGAAGUCCGAUUGUGAGCGUUCCUUCAUAUAUCGAUGAAGACUUGUGGCGUCUUGCCGGAUUUACUCCCCUUGCGUUGAAGCUUCUGGAGAGGGCGUCAACUGUAGAUGAGACCAUCCGUGCCCUUGAAAUUAUGUUUUAUAGUAUUCGUCAAAACUGGAGGAACAGCGAAGCGAUGGAGCGAGAAAACGGUUAUGGUGUUUUGAGCAUGCUUUUGCGCUUCAAACUUGGCUAUGCUGGUGCAGCCGCCAACGACGGGCCUGUAUCGCGUCUCUUCAUUUCAAACGCCGACAAGGACAGCCUCACCUUCCGGAUACUUAGCUUGAUCCUUGGAUUUGUGGGUUAUAUCCAUGGAUCACCCGUCGAAUCGUUCAUUGUGAAUCCUCUGGCUUAUCGUAUUCUACUUAUUGAUUUGGACAUUUGGCGGAGAUCUGCACCUCGGAUCCAGGAGCUUUACUAUCGGCAGUUUGUCACUUUCGCCGUCCAGAGCAAGCACCAUGCCUUUAACAGCAGGAGACUGGUUCGAAUGCGUAUCGUGAAAAGGUUGCUGGACGCUGUCAAGGGUGAGCCAAUCUCAGAAGAGACAGUCUCUCACUACAUGGCUGCAUUUGAAGUGCUAGUCAAGUCAAAUCUUAACCAAGAGGUCAUGCGUUCUCUCUCGUUGUUUAUCACAUACGCCUUCCAUUCACCCCCGAUGUCCCUUUCCCGGACGCCCCGGCCACUGUCCGCAGUUUCUAGACCUGGAACACCCUUGGUGAGGCGGCAAACUGUCGAUCUGGCAAGCACUAGCCCAACACCGGCAGCCAAGUACAUUGCAAAGAAGAAACUUGGGAAGAGAAUUCUCGCAAUGUACUCUGGGAUUUUAUGCGAGAAGGGCAAUCAGAACUCUAUUAAGAAAUUUGCUCGGACAGUCACUAAUAAGUGGCUGCUUUAUCUCCUUGCUGAGGACGAUGUAGAGAUAGUAGCGCAUGGUUGCAAGAUCCUCGCGAGGCUGUUGGUCGCUCACGGCUCUGGCUACACGGCGAAGUUUGCUGGUAAAUCGGGCGGAUUUACAAUCAUGGCUAGCUGCCUUAAAAGGUACUGGGAUGUCCAGACCCUUUGGCCUAUUUGCUUGAGCAUCUUUUUUGGCAUUGAUGUCGCCGAAAUUGAUUUCAGCCGCAAGUAUGACAUAUCCACUCUUACAGAUAUGUUCGGAAAGCGAAAGGUUGUUUUCCCUGACGCACUGCCAAUUAUUACUUCGAUGCUGCACCAUGGCUUCAAAGAAAUCGUCAGAUUUCAAGAGGACCCGGAUUCUCCUGUCACGAAGCUGUCCCCUGCUCUCCGCGAAGACCAAGUUGAUGUGGGGCUGGACUCUGCAAAGCGAGCAUAUUCGAUGGAUAUCGAUGAUGUUGCUCAGAGCAGAGCAAAAUUUCGACAAGAGGGUGAACGAGUCCUUGACCACAGCUUCGUUCUUGAAACCAUCAUCAAGUUCUUUGUGAAUCUCCACAAGGAUUCUUCCGAGUUUAGAGACUUUGCCCUCUCGUCUGAGUGGGUUCGCCUACAUUUAUCAGCCGUUUAUCCUGUGGUCGUCAGUGCGAACGCAGUGACGCCAGAGGUGGAACUCAAUUCGGGAAACUCGGCUCUGAACUUUGACGGAAGCGACGUUAUAAUACGGCCUCUGUUUGGUGGUUCUGCGCCAACACCCAUCGUACGGACAAGCAGCGUGAACCUGGCCCCCUCGCCUCAGUCCACACCACCCAAAGGAACCCCUCUGCGCAGGGCUUCGUCCUUUGUCCUACUCACAGCACAGCGAUCUCAACAGUCUCUGCCUGAUGAGCGACUAGCACUUCCCCCUCCGAGUACGCAGGGACAGAAACCUGGUGUGCUGCUAGACGGCCUACUGAGUCUUGUCACCAGAGUCUUCAUGGACCAAAUCGUAGCACGAAAAGAGUUUGCUGGAUUUGGGCUGUUCACGAAGGUGCCCCCUGGUUUUCAGGAACACCAUGCUUACUUUGAAUCCUUCAUUUUGCGCAAAAUGAUACAUGAAGUUACGAAAUAUAUACAGGCCAACCAAAAGACGAUUUGCGAACCCCGAUUUCUGACGAAUCUUGGCCGUUUUUGUGUUCACCUGUCAGAAGCGAUUUUUGAGGGUUGGUUUCUCAACGGGGCCGAGUCCAUGAUUGAUUUUAUCGGCAUGCUACUUGAGUUUUUCGAACGGCCCGAUGUUGCAUCCCUCAAGAGCGUCCGGCUUUGCCACCAAGCCUUGUCGUCAGUCAAAAGCUGCUUCCUGAGGAUAAUUCUUCUUAAGCUCUCUGACCUCGAUAGCACCAAAGUGACCGAACAGGAAGCCAAAAAGUUCAUUGAUAAAAUGGCGUAUUGGCAAAUGUCGAUCUUGAACUGCCUGACUACCGAGGACGAUUACCCAAAGCUCUUUUGGUACCAGUUGUACUCUAGGCUUGUUGAUGAUAAACGAUCAGUUCGAAUCGGAGCGACAAAUUUCAUGCGGGUCAUUCUCGUACAAAAGCCCGAGGAGUCUAAUGCGCUUAUUCGAUCCUGUAUGCUACCAGACCAGAAAAAGCUCACCGACGACUUUCAAAAACUUACGGAGAGGGAUGAUGAAACAUUUCUUCUCUGGGUUGACAGGAACCGUCUCUCCCUCGAUAUCCUCUUUCUGACAACGAUGGCAAGAGCAUGGGAGGACUUCGUAGGUGCCGAGAAUCAGAAGACGACCGAAACAGCCAAGUCAAGAGUAUCGAAACGGAAAGAUAAGCUCAAGCAAUGGCACCAGGAGAACCUCUCCAACGAUAAAAUUCUGUUCAAUCACGAAGUGGGCAAUGGUGCGUGGAUGAAGAGCAUCUAUAGUUCAGAACACUUCAAAUAUCAACGCCUAGCGCAGGAUCAGCAGGAUGAUUUGGCUUUUAUAAUCCCAGCGUGGAAGAAGAUGGAAAGAGAUCUGCGCCGACCUGGAGCUGUGUUCAGUGACCCAACGGCAACCGUAAGGUGGAAACUGGACCGGACGGAGGGUCGUAGCAGGAUGAGACUUCGACUGCUGCCUGAUUAUUCGACCAAUGAGGUCAAGUAUCAACCCAAAGGCCAGGGCUCCAACGUACCACAACUUCACGUCAACACGACUGUAAAUUCGCUUGAUGGACCGGGAUCUGAUCCAUCCUCGCCGAAGAAGAAGUCCUUGGCUGGGUUCACUGACCACGAUCCUGCAUCUACCACGGUGGACCAGGAACAGAACGAAUCGGGAAUCAACCAAGAAGAUGAUUUCGAACUCGUGGAUGAUCCGAAUGAACCAAUCGAGGGAGACGAUGGGUUUGAGGACAAGAAUCGCAAGGUCAUGAGGCGUUUAGAACACGGGGAUCAAGUUCAGGCCGCCUAUAACAUCUCUCGCAUUACUGGGCUCGAAGCUUGCGAGGGCAUUCUCAUUAUUGGAAAGGACGCACUUUAUAUCAUGGACAACGUGUUCCAAUGCGCGAAUGGCGACAUUGUCAAUGUUUGGCAAGCCCCCCCAGAAGAGCGAGACCCCUUCACCCAAGUGGUUACUGGUGCGAAGACGAUGGAGAAGCGUCAAAACGCUGGCAAUCGAGAGCAAGAGUCCAGGAAUUGGAAAUGGCAUGAUGUUAUCAGCAUCUCGAAGCGCCGAUUCCUUUUCCGUGAUGUGGCAAUCGAAGUAUUCUUCACCGACGGACGUAGUUAUUUGCUGACGCAAAUCAACCCCUCGGCCAGAGACGAGUUGUUCUUGAAGAUGCUGAACAAGGCACCGCAUACAAGUACCGUCAGCGCUCUGCCAAACCCCGAAGAUGCUUGGAGAUUGGAAAUGCUCAAAGUUGUGGACGAGCAGCCGCAAGGUCUUGGAUCUCGGCUGGGAACCCUCUUCAAUUCCACACCAUGGACUCCGAUUAUGAAGAGCUGGCAAAAGGGAGAAGUGUCCAACUUCCACUAUCUCAUGAUGGUCAACACCUUGGCGGGCAGAACAUUUAACGACCUCACUCAAUAUCCGGUAUUCCCAUGGAUCAUUGCGGAUUACACCAGCGAUGAGCUUGACCUGCAAAAUCCGGCAACCUUCCGUGAUCUAUCGAAGCCAAUGGGAGCACAGUCACAGGAGCGAGUCCAACAGUUCAUGGAGACGUACAGCGCGUUGCAAGGAAUCGACCAGGAGCCCUUCCACUAUGGGACCCAUUACUCCUCGGCCAUGAUCGUAUCGUCUUACUUAAUUCGCCUUCCGCCGUUUGUCCAGUCUUAUCUUAUGGUACAAGGUGGAAAUUUUGACCAUGCGGACCGGCUGUUCCAUUCCAUUGCCGAGGCCUGGGAUUCUGCUUCUCGAAGGAACAAGACUGAUGUACGAGAACUCACCCCGGAGUUCUUCUGCCUCCCCGAGUUCCUAACGAACAUGAACGACUAUGACUUUGGUCGUCGGCAAAGCAAUGACGUCAAGGUUGACGAUGUUAUUUUGCCACCCUGGGCCAAGGGCGAUCCCAAGAUCUUUAUCGCCAAGCAUCGGGAGGCCUUGGAGAGUCCUUAUGUCAGUGAGAAUCUUCAUCACUGGAUUGACCUCAUCUUUGGAUACAAGCAGCUGGGCGAAGCAGCAGUUGAGAACCUGAAUGUGUUCCAUCAUCUGUCGUACUCUGGAGCGAGCGAUCUCGAUCGAAUUACGGAUGUCAACGAACGAGCUAUCACUGCUGGUGUCAUCCAUAAUUUUGGGCAAACCCCUCAUCAAGUCUUUACCAAGUCACACCCAGCUCGAGAGACGGUCAGAUGCCCCAUCCGAAGACUUGACACAUCUGUGUUCUCUUUGCGAUGCCUUGCUAAUCCACUCUUUGAGAGCCGUGAACGAGUAGCAUCUUUGAUAUACUCUCCGAAGCUGGACCGAUUGCAUUUCGCUUCUCCAUUUCGAAUUAAUUUCCCACCAUGGGACAAGUUUCUCGAAUGGGGAUAUGCCGAUAACAGCAUUCGGUUUUUCCAUAACGAUAAUCGCAAGUUGGCCGGUCUUUUCGAGAACCUUCAUAUUGGGCAAAUCUCAUGUGCAACCUUUGCUGAUUCUAAAACACUGAUUACUGCCGGAGAGGAUUGCGUCAUAUCCGUCUUUGGGAUCAAGACUUCACCUGGCAAGCCCGUGGAGCUGAUACCGAAGUCAAGCCUGUUUGGCCACAAGACUCCCGUGACCACAAUCGCAGCAAGCAAAGAAUUUAGUACAUUCGUCACGGUCUCGACUGAUGGCCAGGCGCUGCUUUGGGAUCUGAACCAGCUUGCGUUCAUUCGGAAGCUGCCUUUGGUUCGACCGGUCGAGGAUGCCAAAAUCAACAACGUCACGGGAGAUAUUCUCUUGUGCUCAGGCCCGAACGUGCUGCUCUAUACGCUCAACGGGACCCUGAUCCUUGACAUGAAGGUUUGCUUAGAUCAAGAUGACUAUGUUCACAGCUGUGCCUUUUACGAAGGUGCGGCAAAUGAGUGGCUCGAGGAUCAGCUCAUUUUCACUGGCCAUCGAAAGGGACGGGUCAGCAUUUGGCGUAAGAGCCUCAUGGGUGGGAAAUGGGCUCUGGAGCUACUGAGGAGACUUGAGCACAUUGAUCGAAACAGCGAGAAGGGGGAUAACGUGGAAGCCGGAAUCACCUGUAUCAGCCCCAUGCCGACAUGUGUCUAUACAGGUGAUGAUGAUGGACGAGUGUAUGAGUGGAAUUUUGGUGGUAAAGAAAGAUAG